AUGGCUUUUGUGUCCACACUGAACAGGAAGAUCAAGAGCUCUCAUUUGCAGAAUGGCAUUGAUACAGAAAAUCAGGAAACCAAAACCGAUUAUAUAUGGCUUCCUCCCAACUUGCCCAGCAAGUGCACCUGGAAGCCAGGGAAACCCGUCUCCGACUCACCUCAUUCUCAUGUGCCCUUGCCGGAAGAAACCAACAUCCUGCCGAAUAUUCUGAAGAAAGUUGGCCGCACCCCUCUGGUUCGAAUCAACAAGAUUGGGAAAACCUAUGGACUGAAGUGUGAGCUCUUGGCAAAGUGCGAGUACUUCAAUGCUGGGGGGAGCGUGAAGGAUCGAAUCGCCCUGAGGAUGGUGGAGGAUGCAGAAAGCGCUGGGCUCAUAAAACCUGGAGACACACUCAUUGAACCAACAUCAGGAAACACAGGAAUCGGGCUGGCCCUGGUUGCUGCAGUGAAAGGCUAUCGCUGCAUCAUUGUGUUGCCAGAGAAAAUGAGCAUUGAGAAGGUUGAUAUACUAAGGGCUCUUGGUUGUGAGAUUGUUAGGACUCCAGCCACCAAGUUUGAUUCCCCUGAGUCUAAUGUUUCUGUUGCUCGGAGGCUGAGAUAUGAAAUCCCGAACUCCCACAUUCUGGAUCAGUACAGAAAUCCCGGCAACCCAAUGGCUCAUUAUGAUACCACCGCUGAGGAGAUCCUGGAGCAGUGUGAAGGCAAGGUCCACAUGGUUGUGGGUGGAGCUGGGACGGGAGGUACCAUCACUGGCAUUGGCAGAAAGCUGAAGGAGAAGUGCCCGGAAUGCAAAAUUGUUGGUGUAGAUCCCGAAGGCUCCAUUGUCGCUCUGCCCAGUGAGCUGAACACGGCAGAGGACGCAACCAUGGAAGUAGAAGGGAUUGGACAUGACUUUAUCCCAACUGUCCUUGACAGAUCAGUGGUGGAUCUGUGGGGCAAGUCCAAUGACACGGACUCCUUUCUCAUGGCUCGCAGGCUGAUUAGAGAGGAAGGAUUAUUGUGUGGUGGCAGCUCCGGCAGUGCAAUGUCCAUUGCUGUGAAGGCUGCCAGGACUCUGACGGAGGGUCAGCGCUGUGUUGUCAUCUUGCCCGACUCUGUCAGGAACUACAUGUCCAAGUUCUUGAAUGAUAGGUGGAUGGGCAAGAAUGGAUUUCUAAAAAAUGUCCAGGAACACAAGCCUUGGUGGUGGAAUGUCAAGGUGCAAAAGCUGAAACUCUCGGCCCCUCUGCUUCUUGUCCCAGAGGUCAACUGUCAAAAGGCAAUCGAAAUCCUCAAGGAGAAGGGCUAUGCCCAGGCACCAGUGGUUGCUGAAUCUGGUCACAUUUUGGGACUGGUGACUCCCAGUAACAUCCUCUCCUCUGUGCUGGCUGGAAAUGCUCAGUUCUCAGACCCAGUCAUCAAGGUCAUCAAUGACCAGUUUUCAAAGAUUAGCCUGGAUGACAAUCUUGGAAACCUCUCUAAUAUCCUGGAGAAUGAUCAUUUUGCUAUAGUUGUACAUGAUCAGAUGCAAUUCAUUGGAGAUGGCAGUUACGCCAAGAAACAGAUGGUGUUUGGAGUGGUGACGGCCCUGGAUCUCCUGAACUUCAUUACCCGAAAGGACAAGAGUCAGCUACAAAAAGUUGCUUCACCAAGAGUCUCUGUUGCCUCAGAUGAAUCUGAAAUAAGCCACUGAAGAUUUUUCAAACUGACGAGGCUCAGAUUUUAACUGACUAAUCCUUCGUCCCAUACAUUUGACCACAUCUGAAAUGACAUCAAAGAAAUCUGUGGAUCAGGAUGAUCUGACUAAAGAACAAAGUUUAAUUAAAAUAAGCAGUUAUACUGAGAUAACAUUACAACACAACAUUGGGGGGAUGAUAUAUGGGUCUUAUUGCACAGAUUUUGUAAGACUUGUCUCUUGCUGCUUUCAUGGUUAAUUAACGCCUUCUCCCACUUCAAGUGAUACAUGAUUAUGGCUGGGGCUGGAGCCAUGAUGGGAGAAGCUCUAGUCCUCUCCCAGAUUUCAUCCCUGACUGGGGGAAACCCCUGUUGAUUGGCUGCCUUCCCCACUCACCACCCUUCUGGGGAAGGGUAGCCAACCCAGAACUACUGGAGGCAGAAUUUCUCUCCCCUCCCCUCAGGGGCUGACCCUUUCUUACAGGAGGGGAGAAGGGAGCAUGUAGGACCCAGCAAGUUAGGGCAGCUCUGCUUCCUUUCACUUCAGAGAACAAUGGGAUGGCUCCUCUGCUCCUCCCCCAUCUGCCCUCCAUCCCUGCCACACCGGCUUCACACCAGGGCCAAGGAGAAAGGGGUGAAGACUCUCGGAAGCUGUAGGAGGAGCAGAGGUGAGGCUAGUAGGGCUGAAUUGAUGUGGGGAUUGAGAGAAUGGGCAGAACCGAUGCAGGAGCUACCAAGGGGACAGGAUUGAUAUGGGAGUUGAAGGGCAGGAUUAUUUCCUGGACAAGGGUUGUGAGAUGGGAAGGGGAGAGCUCCUCCAGCAAAGGCCAAAAUCCCCUUACCCAGGAUCUCUGGGAGAGUGGCCAGCUCUAAUUGUCACCUAGACACACUGGGGAUGCACGGGGGAGCCCCAAACUCAAAAGACAGCCCCAAAACACAAUGUAAUCUUUUCUUUAAAAAAAAAUCAUGAUUUUGGGGCCAAUUAAUUAUUUUUGGGGGCUGAUGUGAUUUUUGAAGCUUUGGAGUCCGUUCCAGGAGCUGUUUGCAGAGCUCAGAAGAGCCACGUGUUAGAGCUGCAAAAACAUAGAAGGAAUUAAGUGCACAGCAAGAGAAGAGUAAACAAACGAAAUCACUUUUGCAGCCCAGUUUAGGGGAAUAGGCACAAUUGCUUCAGGCAUGUGCUGUGGGCAGAAUGAGAGAGGAGCAACUACUUUCAGUUUUAACUUUUCCUAAGCAACAAGUCUGUGUUUUUAAUCUAACCUAGUAUAUACAAGAUUUUUGAUAAAUGAAGAAGUAUUUAUGGUUAGGAAUGGUGUCUGCUGCUUUUUGUUUGCUGAGUUAUACACAAUACAGCAAAUCUUUUGCAAGUAGUUGGGUAAGUGUUUGUUCACAUCUGGUUUAUGGCCAGAAAAGCACCCCAAGAAACUGUCCUCUUAGUAUUUCCCACUAGAGCUAGAACUGGAAAUCUCGGGAGAGCCUUUGCAGACUCAGGAAGUUCAAACAGUUUGGGAUGGCCUCCACACUAAACCCAAAAACCAUGGUGGGGGAGGGUGAGAGCGGAGAGGAGAGGGAAUAACAAAAUGUGAUAAAGUCUCUCUUCCAAAACCAGAGAGGGCAUCCUGACGAACAGUGUUUGUUACCUGGAUGGAGACUUUAGGGCUUGUCUUCAUGUAUAGCACUACAGUGGUGUAGUUAAUCUACC
Molecule: messenger RNA, 3357 nt
Organism: Gopherus evgoodei (Goodes thornscrub tortoise)
Lineage: Eukaryota; Metazoa; Chordata; Testudines; Testudinidae
Product: cystathionine beta-synthase-like
Exons: 15
Coding region: 1-1674 (557 amino acids)
Cellular component (GO): cytoplasm
Molecular function (GO): cysteine synthase activity; cystathionine beta-synthase activity
Source: RefSeq, a predicted model, not a curated record